ACGCUCUUCCGUCUGUCCUCUGACACACUUUCUCGUGCUAACACCGAGUCUUCUCUAUUGUAGGUGACGCCAUCGUCCACUUCUAGAGCCCUCUAACACACUGUCUCGCGCAUACGUUAUGUUGUCAUAUCAUAUCACCCUGGCAUGGAUUCUUUAACCGAAAGGUGCGCUCAGAGUAGUCGCAAGAUUAACCCCGUGAGAUGGUUUCCAGGCCUUUCUCAAUGUAAGAAGAGUGUUGCUGCCAAAAGUGUCAAGACGAAGAUUGUUAGGUGGUUUCCGGACCUGCGUCAAUGUUGUACAAGCGGAGGCGAGAAGCAGAACCCUCUACCGAAGCUCAGUGCAAAUGGUGAGACGACGACCAAUGUCUGUUUGUUUCCGAAGCGUCCGCGAUCGAACACGACAACAAGAAGGGUUAUUGCCCCAUGGCGAGCGACAAACACAGUGAAAGGUCUCUGCGCAAUUGGCAAAACUGGGAGUACAGUCCAGACAGAGCACCCAGGGAAGCGUCAGUGCCCGAACGCUAUAGGGGAAGAAUCCAGAGAGAUUGACGAUGUACAGGACAUGAGCGAGAGCUUUGUUGUGAAAGAAAUGUUCAACAACAGUGUUGCGCAAGAAUUGCGUGACAACGACAUUGAGGAGGAGGAAUCUAGCGACGACGAUGAUGAGGAGGAGAAAUCCAGCGACGACAAUGAGGAGGAGGAGGAAUUGAGCAAGGAUGAGGAUUCGGACGACACAGACUCCGAGGACGAUGAAGGAAAGGAAGAGUCAGAAAUUGAUGUCGACAUGUUCAAGAAAAGUUUAUCUGGAUAACUUUUAGGAGAAGCGAAGCAGGUAGUUGCACAGGAGGUGAGAAGAGAAUUGUACAACAAAUCAAGCAAGAGUGA
Chara braunii is the source of this 884-nucleotide messenger RNA. Lineage: Eukaryota; Viridiplantae; Streptophyta; Charophyceae; Charales; Characeae. The record is from the annotation of a GenBank genome assembly.